GUGCACCUGCCAAAUGGGGGUUUCAACGUUGUCAGAUUCGGGGACACCGUAGAAAUAAAGGCCAUCAUUCAGACUGUAACGGAACGAUUAUCUACAGGAGAGAGAUACUACAAUAUACUUUAUGCUAUGAGAUUGUCAAGGCCGCCCUCGACUGAGAUGCAUUGGCUUCAUCAAGAUACCACGAUGAAACAAGUGAACGAAAAGUAUCUAAAGAAACAUCCGAACUCUGAAUGGCGAUACGAUCUUAGGAUAAGAUAUUUACCUACUAGUCUGAAAGAGCUUUACGAUAAGGAUAGGGUCACUUUCCACUAUUAUUAUGAUCAGGUUAGAAAUGAUUACCAUAGUGAGUUAUACAAGAAAAUCGACCAGGACGUAGCCAUCCAACUUUGCUGUCUGGAAAUACGGAAGUAUCUCAAAGACAUGCCCCAAAACGUCCUCGACAAGAAAUCGAAUUUCGAGUAUCUGGAACGAGAGAUAGGUAUGCACAAAUUCAUUCCGAACAGCUUCAUAGACAAAACGAAGUCGAAGUCUUUGAGGAAAAGCAUACUGGCUCAGUUCAAAAAAUUCGCUCACUUCUCGGAUGUCGAAAGCAUGUUCAAGUACUUGGAAAUUCUGAAUUACCACACCAGCUUUGACCAGGAAAGGUUCAGCGUCGAUUUCGGUAGCAGUUUCACCAUACCCGUGGAACUAGUCAUCGGACCUGACAUAGGUAAAUAA
Leptinotarsa decemlineata (Colorado potato beetle) is the source of this 717-nucleotide messenger RNA. RefSeq names its product protein tyrosine kinase 2 Fak (gene Fak). Lineage: Eukaryota; Metazoa; Arthropoda; Insecta; Coleoptera; Chrysomelidae. Gene Ontology annotation, cellular component: focal adhesion; cytoskeleton. Gene Ontology annotation, biological process: protein phosphorylation; signal complex assembly. The record is from RefSeq and is a predicted model, not a curated record. Gene Ontology annotation, molecular function: protein tyrosine kinase activity; ATP binding.